This is a messenger RNA of Phasianus colchicus (ring-necked pheasant), 2643 nucleotides long. RefSeq names its product vestigial like family member 1 (gene VGLL1). The record is from RefSeq and is a predicted model, not a curated record. NCBI's taxonomy places the organism in Eukaryota, Metazoa, Chordata, Aves, Galliformes, Phasianidae. Gene Ontology annotation, cellular component: nucleus. Gene Ontology annotation, biological process: regulation of DNA-templated transcription.
GACUUCCUGCUGUGGACGACAAGAAUGGGAAGUUCAGGUAACUAAUUCAGCUGAGUUACAUCCAGUUUUCUUAUGACAACUUGUUGGAAAGCACAAGAGGUUUUUAUGUUCUAGGGGGCAUGAUUUAGUAGGGAAUUACUGGUGGUAGUUGGACUAGGUGAACUUGGAGGUCUUUUCCAACCUUGGUGAUUCUAUGAUUAAGGGCAAUGAGAAAUAAAUUGAUGUUCUUGCUUCAACAGACUACUAUUUUUCUAGUGUAGUAACUGUACUGCUGUCAGAAUUCACAAAAGUGUAAGCUGCUACGCAUCAAUAAAUGGUGCUAAAGGACAUUACAAUUACCAUCAUGAGCUGGUUAACAUGUUAAUAUGGUGGCAUGAAGACAAAAUGGCUGUCUUGCCGCGAGCGAGGAACGGGAGAAAUGGUCCUCUGGGCCAGAGCUAAUGCUUUUUAAAUUGUAUGUUGAAGGAUGCAUCACGGAGCAGUAUAGGAGGAACUGGUUUGGUGCUUGCUGUUGAGAUCAUCUGAUCUUUCUUCGUCCUUUCUCAAGCUGUAUGGCAGCUGAUGACUUUGCCACACUUUCACCACUUAGGUUGGAAUUUUCCAUGGCAAGCAUUGGCCUCCAGAUAAACAGCCAGAAAGUUUUGUAACCUAAAUUGUGUAUUGCUUUCUAGAACCAGGCUGGGGAAAAAGUAGUGUCCUUUUGCUUAAAGUUUUUCCAGUUAUUUGACUGGAAUUUACUACCUUCUUGCUCUCCUCAUAUGCCAUGGGAAGGUAGAUAUAAACCAGGAGGAAGGUUUUGGUUUGAACUUUGCUCUGUUUGGGAAGAUUUGGUCAAUGGCAAAGUUCUGAAAGACUGGCAUCCCAAUCAGAUGGCUGGGGGUGGGGUUGGGAGUAGGUUCUCCUUGCAUUUCCAAAUUGGUACCCAACUUGUGAGGAUGGGACACACACACCACUGUGAUCAGAUGGGGCAGAGGCAGGAGCUGGGAAAAGGAUGCAGGAGGGCAAAACUGUAAAAAUCUGAAGAUGAGGGCUGAGGAACUCGGGGGUUUCAUCGUGAAUCAAUAGUUGAUGAGAGAGAAUUACGACUAGAAGAUGAUUGGAAGGAGCAGAAACCCAGAUAGAGAAUCUCAUCUCAUUGGCAACAAUUCCUCUGGCACCACUAAUUUCAGGAAGGCAGGCUCACCGCUGGCAGUGCUAUUUAAGAUGAAGAGUUCUUCCUGUACCGAUCUGUUUCUUUUGGCAGGGGCUGCUGCUUAUUGAAAAUGGAGGAAAGAAGGAAACUUUCUCCAAGGCCGUGUAAGAACAAAGAGCCUGUGAAAACAGAAUGGGGGUCUCAGAGUGUCGUCUUUACGUAUUUCCAAGGAGAUAUUAACAGCGUGGUGGAUGAACAUUUCUCUAGAGCUCUGAGCAAUGCCAGGAACCCACAAGACCUGAGCACAAAACAUAAGAGCGAGGUUGUCGUCCCGAAGCAUGAUAGCAUGUCUCCUCACCAGUGGAAUUUCUCCUCACAUUGCUCCAAACCAUAUCCAUCAUCCUCCUCUACCAGCAUGUCCAACUCUGCUCUGAAUUUCCCUGCUGUUGCUAUGGCAGGGCAGUACCAGCCAGCAGCUCUGCGUACUCAUCCAGCACCGCCUGCAGACCUCUGGCCCUUCCCUUCCCUUGGCACUCCCAGUCUCACCAGCCCUGUGUAUCAUCAUGCCGUGCCUGACCUGCACGUGGUGGAUGAACCCAUCUCCGACAGGAAAUACGGUUCCCUCCUUGGUCUUCUACAACAGGAACGGUGCCUGAUGUCCAUGCAGGAAUGUGCUGUGAAGCAACACUCAAGUUCUACUUGUAUGACUGGACCUGCUAGAUUACAAAAUAUAAGCCAAAGUUCAGUUCCUGGGGGAGAGAGGAAAGCCAGCUCUUACCAAGGCUCAGAGAACCCCAGUGCAAGCCAUGCCACUGCAGGUAUUCAGAUUCACGACAGAAGACGGGAUUUGUACUUUUAGCCACGGGACAUUUCUACUUUAUUCCAACAAAGUUCUUGCUGUGAACUGUUCCUAUUUGUGACUGUGAAUCCAGAAGAAAUGAACUGCAGCUGUUCUCUGCUUUGUCUCUCAGAUGGAAGAAUACUAUUUACUGUGUUAGGAGUUAAAAAUUGUUCUCUGUUUUCAGUAAAUAUUUCUAAUAGUUGUGGCAUCGAAACUGAUGGACUGUGUUUGUUGUGAAGAAUCACUGUCUGCUUUAUGGCUUUCCACACUUUAUCCCUCUUCGAAAGGACUUUUAGCACUUUUUAAUCACUGUUGAUAAGAAGCACAAUUAUAUCACAGAGGGCUGCAAUGAGCUGCAGCUGCUUAUCUUGAUUUGAUAUCUGUGUAGUGUUUAAAAUAGUUGUAGAUCAUUGGCUUCCAUUGCAAAAAGCUUCAAGACAACCAUGGGCCAGAAAAGCACAAUAUCAUCUUUACUUUUCUUACAUUCUGCAAUUUGUAGCCCAUUACAGCACCUGGGCUGAUAUAACUCAUCUUAGUUCAGCAGCUGUUUAUGGUGCUGGUUAAAAAGUAAAAUAAGAAAAUCCCACCCUGUAUAAUGCAAGUGUACUCUAGUGUAUACAAGAUCUAGCAUAUACAUGAAAAUUUAUGCAAGAGGAACCAUGUUAACUAA